UGUUUCAAGAUCUUGGAGGUCCUGGGACGCUGCACUGGGACGCCAACGACAGAGGAUGCAUUCUGCCACAAGAAAAUGGUUCCACCUGCCACUGGGCUGCAUUAUGCUGGCCAGUCUGAUCAACGCGGAUCUUGAAUUUCAAAAGGGCGUGCUUGCCAGUGUGAGCCCGGGGAUCACUGAAGACAUAGAUCUCCAGUGUUGGAACAUGUGCUCUUUGACACUGAUAAAUCUCAAGGAACUUAAGAUAGAGCACAAUGUGGAUGCUUUCUGGAAUUUCAUGCUGUUCUUGCAAAAGUCUCAGCGGCCUGGACAUUAUAGUGUCUUCCUAAACAUAGCUCAAGAUUUCUGGGACAUGUAUAUAGACUGCUUGCUUUCAAGAUCUCAUGGAAUGGGCAGAAGACAAGUGAUGUCUUUCAAGUAUAAUUUUCCACAGAAACUAACUGGAGGUAACAUAAAUGAAUACUUUAGAAAGUAGCAGUUUGGUUUUACUGCAAAUUCAGUAUUGAGUCCUUCUGAUUUUUCAAGUUUGUCAAAUAAUCUAGUAAAUUUGUCAUAUUUAAC
Jaculus jaculus (lesser Egyptian jerboa) is the source of this 561-nucleotide messenger RNA. It is a transcript of the gene Fam237b, whose product is annotated as family with sequence similarity 237 member B. The record is from RefSeq and is a predicted model, not a curated record. The transcript is spliced from 2 exons. Bases 56 to 475 code for a protein of 139 amino acids. NCBI's taxonomy places the organism in Eukaryota, Metazoa, Chordata, Mammalia, Rodentia, Dipodidae.